AUGGUAAUUUAUUGUCCUCCACAACUUCCUGGAAACGGAAACUUUAUCACUGUUGAAGCUGAAACUACACUCGGUAAAACCAUUCGUUAUGAAAAUGAUUUUUUGGUUUUGCAAUCAGCAAAGAAAGGACUAUUUUCAAAGCCUAGUGGUAAAAACUAUAGAAUAAUUGCUGUAAAAACGGAAAUGUUUUUAGAGCAAAAGUCGCCUUUUCAUGGUAAGAAAAUAAUGAUUGCAGAGAGUGAUGAGUGGUCAGAAAUUCUUUCCGAUUGGAGUAAAAUAGAGAGUUACUUGCUUCCGAUGGUAACAGUAAUUUCGAAAAAAGAGAAGGGCAUGACACAGGCAGAAUUUGAAGAUGUUCUGAGCUCACUUACACAAAAGAAGGCAUCUAAAGCAGGACUGAGACCAAUUGGGUCCAAACCUGCAAAAACAAAGAAAACAUUGACGAUUAACGGUGUGACUGUGAACGAAAACACUUUAAAAUCAGAUCACGAUUUUGUUGAUUUAGGAGCUUCGGAUUCUCCCACCAUAGACGAAGAGGACGAAGACAAAGAAGAGUUGACUUCGGUAGAGACCUAUGAACAAGCAGUUAUUGCAAUUGAAGAAUUCAUCAAAAAGACUGCUCUCACACAACGAUUAUUGGAUAAUUAUGGAAAGAAACCUAGCUCACAGCAACGUAUUGCCAAUGAUAUCAUUGAACAAACCAAACGACUGAAAGCUAUACAAAAGAUGCUUGACGAUUUUUUCAAGACUGCAUCCAAAAACUCUAUUAUUGAGAAAAUUAUUAGACAGUACUCUGAGGAAAAACCCAAAUUCACCAAAAUACUAAACAAUCCAUCACACAAAAAGAUAACCAAUGAAAACACCAAAGACAUUUAUGACAAGAAGAAACCCUCUGCGAGCAAGGACAACAUGUACAAUAAUUCAGGAGAAAUUGAGGUUGGAGACGGCUCGCAACAACAAGUACAAAUACAACAACAAAAAGAUCAAUUUGUUCUCUCACAAUGGGACAAGGCCACCAUCGACGUAGAGCAUGCUAUUGCAAAGGAAACUCAUGAGGAUUUAAAACGACUGGAAACAGAUUUUACCGAACUACAUGGCAUGUAUCAAGAUUUUCACUCACUAGCAGUUGAGCAACAAGAGUCCUUGGAUACUAUGAUUGAAAACGUACAGGCUGCCAAUGCUCACAUUGACACAGGAGUUGAGAACGUUAAAAAGGCCAAAAAGCUGACUCGCUUUGGUUUUUUUUAA
Messenger RNA from Naegleria lovaniensis, 1248 nucleotides. RefSeq lists its product as uncharacterized. The transcript has a single exon. Gene Ontology annotation, biological process: vesicle-mediated transport. NCBI's taxonomy places the organism in Eukaryota, Heterolobosea, Eutetramitea, Acrasida, Naegleriidae. The coding region runs from base 1 to 1248 and encodes 415 amino acids. The record is from RefSeq and is a predicted model, not a curated record. Gene Ontology annotation, cellular component: membrane.